ACUAACUCUACUCAAGUAGAACAUGAACAACUACAUCCGCCCUCGGCUAGUUGUAAUACAACUCCUUUCAUUGUUUGCGAGGGCGCCCUUUCGGGACACCUGUACACCUACCGGGGAGGACGACAAGCAGUUCAGGUAACCGCAGUUUUGCCUCCACGUACAGAAGAGGCGGAAGAAGAAGUUUAUGAACCAGCUCGACACACUAACACUAUGCGCGCUGGUGCUCAUGGUCAAGAGAGAAGUUCUAGAACUAGAACAGGGUCCUCGUCUUCUCCAAAAGCUGGCGGAAGCUUGAAAAUAAAACGGAAAGAGACGCCAAUGUUGAAAAACAAGGACACCAGAAAUGUUAAACCCGCGCCACGUUUUGCCUAUCUGCUGGCGAACACAGUGAGACAAAAGCUGCGUUUUCAUUUCUACGAACGGUCCAAAGAAAGGUGGAAACGGUUUGUCACGAAUACUACAGAGGAAAAAAGUACGAUCACAGGCAGCGAUCAUGCCGGCAGCUGGUCUUGUCCACAAAUAAGUGCAUCAACAACUCGGGGAGAAAUCAUCACACGCAAUUUGCAAAGCGUGAUGCGCAAGGAACACAACCCGGUGAUCCGAAUCAAACUGCACCAGUACGAUACAGCUGCAGCAGCACGGCGUGUAGUAUCCGUAGCUCAAUCGGUAAGGCAAGCCACUGGAACUAGUGCAGCGUACGACCCGGCCGCUGAUGUUUCCCUUUCUGAAAAGAAGCGCGAAGAUCUAUUUCACAAGUGCCG
Messenger RNA from Amoebophrya sp. A120, 761 nucleotides. NCBI's taxonomy places the organism in Eukaryota, Dinophyceae, Syndiniales, Amoebophryaceae. The record is from the annotation of a GenBank genome assembly.